AUGGAUGAAAACAGUAACUUUCCACUAAUAUUAAACCAAUUCCCUGAAUAUGAACAUGAGGGAGUAAACACAAAAAUUGUUGCAUUAAUAUUCUCGAACAAAAUUCAAUUGAUCUUGAACGAAACAGAAACUUUUGGAUCAAUUUUACACGCUUCUACAGAUGAAGCAGGUAUUAUUUACGAUGUUAGAAUUCUUUUAGGCGACAGAAAUGACGAGAUAUCAAAACUAUAUUCGAGGAAACUACUAGAAUUAUUUCGAAAUAAAGGAUAA
Messenger RNA from Cryptosporidium ubiquitum, 270 nucleotides. RefSeq lists its product as uncharacterized. Bases 1 to 270 code for a protein of 89 amino acids. The record is from RefSeq and is a predicted model, not a curated record. NCBI's taxonomy places the organism in Eukaryota, Apicomplexa, Conoidasida, Eucoccidiorida, Cryptosporidiidae. The transcript is spliced from 2 exons.